Manis javanica (Malayan pangolin) is the source of this 6584-nucleotide messenger RNA. RefSeq names its product hypoxia inducible factor 1 subunit alpha inhibitor (gene HIF1AN). Gene Ontology annotation, biological process: negative regulation of Notch signaling pathway. Gene Ontology annotation, molecular function: ankyrin repeat binding; [protein]-asparagine 3-dioxygenase activity; peptidyl-histidine dioxygenase activity. Gene Ontology annotation, cellular component: cytoplasm; nucleus. NCBI's taxonomy places the organism in Eukaryota, Metazoa, Chordata, Mammalia, Pholidota, Manidae. The record is from RefSeq and is a predicted model, not a curated record.
CCGUCCCUAGCGGCGGAGAUGGCGGCGACAGCUGCGGAGGCUGCGGCCUCGGGGUCUGAAGAACCCCGGGAAGAGGCUGAAGCCCUUGGCCCUUCUUGGGAUGAGUCCCAAUUGCGCAGUUAUAGCUUCCCGACUCGUCCCAUCCCGCGUCUGAGUCAGAGCGACCCCCGGGCGGAGGAGCUUAUAGAGAAUGAGGAGCCUGUGGUGCUGACCGAUACAAAUCUUGUGUAUCCUGCCCUGAAAUGGGAUCUUGAAUACCUGCAAGAGAAUAUUGGCAACGGAGACUUCUCUGUGUACAGUGCCAGCACCCACAAGUUCUUGUACUAUGAUGAGAAGAAGAUGGCUAAUUUCCAGAACUUUAAGCCAAGGUCCAACAGGGAAGAAAUGAAAUUUCACGAGUUUGUUGAGAAACUGCAGAGUAUACAGCAGCAAGGAGGAGAAGAGAGGUUGUAUCUGCAGCAAACACUCAAUGACACCGUGGGCAGGAAGAUUGUCAUGGACUUCUUGGGUUUUAACUGGAACUGGAUUAAUAAGCAACAGGGAAAGCGUGGCUGGGGGCAGCUGACAUCCAACCUGCUGCUCAUCGGCAUGGAAGGAAAUGUGACACCUGCUCACUAUGAUGAGCAGCAGAACUUCUUUGCCCAGAUAAAAGGCUACAAGCGAUGCAUUUUAUUCCCUCCGGAUCAGUUUGAGUGCCUCUACCCAUAUCCUGUUCAUCAUCCAUGUGACAGACAGAGCCAGGUGGACUUUGACAAUCCUGACUACGAGAGGUUCCCUAAUUUCCAGAACGUGGUUGGUUACGAAACAGUGGUUGGCCCUGGUGAUGUUCUUUACAUCCCAAUGUACUGGUGGCAUCACAUAGAGUCAUUACUAAAUGGGGGGAUUACCAUCACUGUGAACUUCUGGUAUAAGGGGGCCCCUACCCCAAAGAGAAUUGAAUAUCCUCUUAAAGCCCAUCAGAAAGUGGCCAUAAUGAGAAACAUUGAGAAGAUGCUUGGAGAGGCCUUGGGGAACCCACAAGAGGUGGGGCCCUUGUUGAACACAAUGAUCAAGGGCCGAUACAACUAGCCUGCCAGGAGUCGAGGCCUCCUGCCAGGCGACUGCUAGCCCGUCCACACCGCUUCAUUGAUGAGGACAGGAGACUCCAAGCGCUAGUACUGCACGCUGCACUUAAUGGACUGGACUCUUGCCAUGGCCCUGGAGGCAGGUGUUUGGGGCAAGGCACAAUGGUUGGCACUCUGCUCCCAUUUGGAGGGACUUCUUCCCCUUGCCUCUGUGCCCCAGCACCUUCCUCCCCUGCCCUCCCUAAAGUCCUGCAUUCAGUGUGUGGAGUCCCAGCUUCUGGUUGUCAUCACGUCUGUGUGUGUCAAGUCUGUCAGCCUCGGGAUGUGUGUGCGUGUGUGUUCAGGCACAUGCAUAUAUGUACCAGUUCCUUGCUCCCUCUUCCUGGGUCAGGAUGCCGUGCCUGGCUCCCAGUCCUGUCUCCUGCACCCUCAGUGCCUCAGCCUGAGAGAGGGGAGAUGCUCUUGGAUGCCCAUUCUAUCUGGGCUGCAGGGCCAGAGCUACACUGACCAUUAGGUCAGUCUGCUUCCUCCCAGUUUUCACAGAGUUAGGCUCUAGGGGGGAAUGGCUACUGGGACUCCAGUAUGAGGAGUGAGAGGGAGGUUUGCCUUUUAGAGCUCAGAUAGCCUUCCUGUGAGAGAGCGUUAAACAGGGUUCCAACUUGGACCUGCAAGCUCAAGCCAUAUACAGAAAGGAGCCUUGGGACAUACAAACCAAGGGUUGUGCAGAAGUUCCAAAUUACAGACACAGCUUCUCUCUUUCAUCACCAGCUCUUGCUCCCUGUGCUGGGUACUAAGGUGAGUCCUAGCAGUGGCUCUCCUAGGUUCUAGGGGUACAAGCUCCUGUGAUUGUGUGUGUGCAUACGUGUGUAUGUGUCCACACUGGCCUGCCUCUCUACUUAAGUUUCUUUACUGCUUGACCUUGUCCAGUGGGACAUAACAGUGGGAGCCCCAGGGAAGUACUGCCUGACCUUCCCUGAAGCUUUUAAACUCCAUUUUAGCUACUGGGUAACAGGUCUCCCUGCCAUCUGCCUGAGGCUGACUGGCUAGAGCCUCCAGGUCCUAUGACUCUCCCUGCCCAGGCCACAUCCUCUACUUCUACAGAAUUUCCUGGCUGAGUAGAUGAAAUGGGGUCAAGCUUAGGCAGCUAACUCACCACCUGCCAUCCACCUCAGGGCAAGGGCAAAAAUGUAUCCUUGCCUCCUAAAGCCAGCGCCUCUACCAGACCCCACUGUAAUAUUCCACAACCACCCUCAAAAGUCAGGACAACUGAUGGAGCGUGGAAGAGGAAUUUGCUUUUUUGUUCAUAGCUACUCAUGGGAAACCCUCUCAGGGCUGCAGCUUACAGCUGGGCAGCUGUGCACUGCACAACUUGAAGGGCUGUUACAUUUGUUCAGUGGAAGGGCCCCUGGAAUUGGGUAGUGUGGUGGCCCUGUGUCUUCUCACCUCCACUCCCGUCUCCAUGCCCCUUCUCUCUGGAUGGAAAAAGGAGUUAGAAGUCUCUAAUUUUUUUUUUUUUGGCCAAAGGUUUACUUCCAGUGUCUGAGGUAUGGCUCUUAACCCCCGAAGCUCAGUUUACAGUUAAGCGCACUGAUGGACUGGGGAGAUGUGUAUGUGCACCUGUGUGUGUUGUCGGGAGGGGUGUUUGUUUACCCUAUUCUGGGGUUCUCUGAUGCAGUGUGGGUGUGCAAACAUGGUACCUUCUCAAGUGUAGAUCUUUCAAAUAUAGCCAAUGCUGGAAAAUGUGAUUGCAGUAAUCUCCAUCCCUCCACCCCUUUUGGGAAAGAGGAGCACCGCAAAGAAAACAAGGCAGACUGCUGAUAGCAAUCACACUUCGGAAGAUAGCAGAUUAUUUUCAUUCUCAGCAGGUCUGCUGCAUUCCCCAUUCAGUCCUCAAACCUGUGGGUGUUGUGCGACAGGGAGGCAUGUGCCACUCAGCUGGUCUUUGCUGGGUGCUGUGCUGACAUAGGUCAGACCUAGGGUGACUGAGGGGGAGGGACUUUCAAAGAAUUGGUCCUGAUCCUUGGGUAAUGUAAUAGUGACCCCUGAUUAUGAGACACCUAAUAUAUGUGCCUAUUGCUUUUAUCUUUGCUCCUUACUACCCUGCAAGGUAGGUAUUCUCAUUUUACAGCUGAAGAAAUGGACUCAGAGAGGUUUAAUGGAUUAGAGGCAGACAGGAUUCUAACGUUGUGCUGCUUGGUUGCAACCCUCCUGUUGUUCCUUUCCCACCAAACUAUGUUGAUUCUCCUCCCUUACCUUCUCCCUUGUACUACAGGCCAUCCUCAUCUCACCCCACUGGGCAAUGUCUGGUGCAGGCAAACUUAGCCCAGGAGGGUGCAGAAGAUACAGCUCAGGUGAAAGCUCUUCUGGGCUCCAACUAAAGAAAUCUUGAGAAAAUUGCCAGGAGCCAUAUUCAGAGUUAAGAUGGCUGAAAAGAGCUGCGGGGAAACAGUUCUAGAUCCCAUUGCAUUACUCUUGUGUUAAAUGGGUCCUAUAACUUCUCCCAGCACACUUGAAUCUCUAGAAUUGAAGAUCUAGGCCUAGAUGAUCACUUAGAACCUCAACUCGUGUUCUGCCUCCUUUUCUCCCAAAGAAGAGAUUGAGCCACUUCCCUUAGCUUACCUAGGUUAGAGCUGUUCAUGCUCAGACUCUGCAUGGCGGAGGAAACUUUAUGAUCUUUUGCUUACCCCUUUCCUAACAGGCAGUGUGGUGGCAGACACACCAAGGGAAGGUGGGAUUUUGGGUCUCUGUAGAGGUUAGCCAUAUUACAAAAUACCAUUUUGACACCAGCAGGUACAGAGGAAAUCCCUUUUUUGUGAAGUCAAAUAUUUGUUGGGGGGUUGAACUUUGGGGGAUGGAGGAGGGGCUCUUCUGGGCAUCAGUUGAGCAGAUGCCCAGGAUGCCUGGGGGAGACCAGCUUCCCCUACAAAUCAGAGCUCUAAAUUACAAGGUUUUUACCAACGUGAACAGUUGGGGGAAGUCGUCUGCUCUCAUUUGCGUAAUGGUUUCUGUCACUGGUGAUUAGACACAGGAUGAAGGAAAAGAAAUUUGACAAUUAGGAAUGAGCGGUCAUUAAUCUGAAUCUGUUAGGCGACAGAGAGGGGAAGGAUCCUUAUCAAUGCACCAGCCUGGUGAGGGAAGACCCUCCCUCUGGCCCUGCACAGAGACUCUUGGACCAGUACCCUUUCAUUGUUCCCAUGGGCUUAGCUGGUAUUUUUUAACAAAGGUUAGGUGGGUGCAGUUCCUAGCCUGAGGUGGGUACAGUAUCUACAGGCAUGAGCCAAGGGAGAGAGAUGGGUGUCAAGUACAAGCGAUAGGGCACAGAAUAGUUUGAUGUGUUUACUGUUUGUGGAAGAAUUUUUGUAAUCACUUAAGAUACCGCACCUGUAACAAUUUGUAAGUAUUUGUUACAUUCCAACACUACAGGGUGUGGAGAAAACCUAGUCUUUACCCUCCAGGAACCUGUGCGUUGUUACAGAGGAAACCAAACCAGGUUGCGAAGGUGUGUGUAAUCUGAGGACAGAACUAGAGACCGUUGAGGAAGAUCAGUGGGGCAAAGCUCAACUUCCAGGCUCCUCCAGGCCCCUGGGCUCCCCAGGGAAGGACUCUUCACUCUCGGCCUUCCAGCAACGUUUAUUUUCCCCCAUGUCAGUGCACCUGUUAUGUGGAGGACACAGGCCCCUGCCCAGAUGUGUGAGCAGGUGAUGAGAUUAACUAACAGGCUGAAUCUUAAAGGUGUGGAGAAUCCCAACUUGGAUUGUCCCAUCUCUGUGUUAACUCACCUCUCAUCUCUCCUCUUCAGACCUCAAAGAUAGUAUUUAUACCUGUUGGUGUUGGUUCCUCAGUUUGGUGACUUGUAUGUGGUGGGUUCCUUAGAUCAGAGGCUCCCUCAAGGAUUGGGGGCUGGGGUGGCGGUGUGGUGAUACUUUGCCUCCUCUCAGAAUAUGAGCUGCUCACAGAGGUGUGUCUCUCCUUGGUGAAUUUCCCUACCUCUGGGUUUUCUAGCCUUCAGAACACCUGGGGCAGAGUUCAGUAGGACUGCAAGGAGUAUCCCUCUGACCAGUUCCACCAAACAGGGUGGAUACUGGGAUGCACCUAGAAGUGGCUUGUGGGGUUCCAGAGGCCCUGGCCUUUCAGACCAUGUCCUUUCCCUUUCUCUGGGCCCUCCAGUGCUGUCCUCCAGUCCCUGCCUACUUCUCGAUAUCUUCCCCAAAUUGCCUGCUCUAAAGAGAUGCUUCAGUUUCCCUUUCCAGAGCUCCCCCAUUGCCUCUGCUCGGCCUCCCCCUGCACACACUCCAGUAGCCCUUCACCAAGGGCCUUUUUCCUAAACAGUUGCCCUUUCCUUAGAAGCUCUGUAGCUGCAAGUGUUUGGAUAGACUUUCUUCAGGCUCUCUCUCCCUGGGGUCAUCCCUGUUUAUUUUUGAGACAUCCUUUUCUGACUUGGGAUAGAAUGUGUGUCUACCAAGGUUAAUCCAGUUCUGUGCUCUGUUGUCUUGCCAUUCUUUUGUCAAUUCUGUUCAUCCUGGUUUGGUUUUUCUAAUACUGGAGGCCCUUUCCGCUAGUUUUCAGCCAACCCUGUUUAAACCUCAUACAUCUUGGGAUCCUCAGUGGAACCCUGCUGAUCACUUUUGAUGCAUUUCUGGGGGCACAAAGCCUUAGACACUGGUAGCCUUGAGACCCAGGAGCCUAUGACUCAUGAGGCCUCCAGAGAUGGGUGAAGGGUGGGUACCUAGAAAGUUGUGGACAGUGGAGAACCAGUAAAGGGGAAUUGGGCAGGAAACUUCUAGGAGUGGGGCCAGGCAAGCCAGGGUGGAAAAACAAGUUUGUGUUUCCAUCUAAAUGCGUCUGUGUGCCUUUAAGGUCCAACACUUCAGGUCAGGUAGGCAUUUUAUGAAUGCCUCCUAAUUUCUCUCAGGUCCUCUGAUGAUGCUCCAAAUCACCAAGUUUGGCUGACCCCUGUUUCAGCAAUUGCUGGAAGGGAAACAGAAUAUUGAAUAGUCAGGUCAGGAGUGGAAGUCUUAGAAAGGACCUAGAAUUUGGGUUGGAAAGGGAGAGGGACCCAGUGGUCAGCUUAUACCUCGACUUGGCCUCACUUCUUCCAGUGUUUAAGUACAACAGCUGAUUAAAGAAGUCUUAACGGUUUCACCUUCCCCACCUGUAAUCUGCGCCUUCAGGUAAUAUUUUGGGAAGGAUCCUUUAGGAUCCUUUGGGAAGGAUACAAUAGUUUGUAUCCUUUAACUUCCAGUGAGAAUCCAGCAUAGUAUUUUAAAAGCAUGGGUUUUGGAGUCAGAUGUCUUUGAUUCAGAUUUCUAGCUUUGCUACUUACUAGUUGGGUUUGAUCUUGUUGAUUGACUUAACCUCUCUGAGCCACAGUUUCCUCAACUCUAUAUGUGUCAGGGGGAAGGAGGGUUGAAAAUAUCUACCUCAGGGUUGUUGGAUUAACUGAAACACUGUUUGUAAAGCUUUAGCACAGUGCCUGGCAAGCACUUAAUAAAUGGUUGUCGUGGUGGUGGUGGUUACAUU